AUGUCGAAUGUUACAGUUUGUGCUCGAUUUAGACCAUUAAACUCUAAGGAAAAACGAGAAACUAGUGAUAAGAUCUAUUCGAAACAAUUAGAUACAUGUGAGUUUCUUGCUCUUCCGAUUGUGAAAGAUGAUGUUAAUGCCAUUAAUGGAACAAUCAUCAUUUCUGAACAGGAGAAAGGGAUACUACCACGAGUGGUGGAUGAAUUUUUCGAAUGUCUUAAAUCGCUUGAUGAAAUGACCAAGUAUACAGUGAAGUUGUCAAUGGUUGAGAUCUACGAGGAGAAAGUAAGGGACCUAUUUAAUUUAUCGAAAGACAACUUGAAAAUCAAAGAGAGUAAGCUUCAUGGAAUACAUUUGACUGGAAUUACUGAGGCCUUUAUCUCUGAUCCAGCAGAAGCAUCACAAAACCUUUCGAAUGGAGCUGCAAAUAGAGCUGGUGGAGAGACGCGUAUCCUUUUAGAGGAAAAUUUGAAAUCAUUGUGUCUACAUCUUUACAAUUCAGCUGGACUCAGCAAACAACAGAAGGUCGAAGUCUGGAAAACUGAUUCUUGUGGAGUCCACUCAAGUACUUCCCCUUCAGGUGGGGUUAAGUUUAGAAAGCGAGGAACUUUGAUAUCGAUAAAGCAAAGAUUGUAUGGAAGAAGGGAUAUAUUAAUUGCUGACACUAUUAAUGAGGAUAUCUCUGAAUCAAUGGAUUUCAUGGAACCCAACAGUUUUAGUAUCAUGCAUGUGAUUAUUUUUGUAUUAACGUUCGAGGGGAAGUACUUGGUUGGGUGUGAAAAAGUGGAAAAAACUGGAACUGAAGGGGAAGUACUUGAUGAAGAAAAGACCAUCAACAAAUCUUUAUCAGCUCUUGGAAAUGUUUUUAAUGCUCUUACUAAUGGUAGCCCAGGAAAAACAAAUCACAUCCCUUAUCGUGAUUCAUAG
This is a messenger RNA of Papaver somniferum (opium poppy), 927 nucleotides long. RefSeq names its product kinesin-like protein KIN-1. The coding region runs from base 1 to 927 and encodes 308 amino acids. The record is from RefSeq and is a predicted model, not a curated record. The transcript has 13 exons. NCBI's taxonomy places the organism in Eukaryota, Viridiplantae, Streptophyta, Magnoliopsida, Ranunculales, Papaveraceae. Gene Ontology annotation, molecular function: plus-end-directed microtubule motor activity; ATP binding; ATP hydrolysis activity. Gene Ontology annotation, cellular component: kinesin complex; microtubule. Gene Ontology annotation, biological process: cytoskeleton-dependent intracellular transport; microtubule-based movement.